Siniperca chuatsi (mandarin fish) is the source of this 5723-nucleotide messenger RNA. Its product is annotated as G patch domain-containing protein 2-like. The coding region runs from base 1079 to 2350 and encodes 423 amino acids. Lineage: Eukaryota; Metazoa; Chordata; Actinopteri; Centrarchiformes; Sinipercidae. The record is from RefSeq and is a predicted model, not a curated record. The transcript is spliced from 11 exons.
UGGCUCAAGUUUUUUGUUUUUUUUAAUAUUCCCACUCUCUAGCUUUCAGAGCUCUCUCCGGACUUUCCUCCCAGGCCAGAACAAUGGCGGGCCCAGGAGCCCAGCUUCCCCACAGGCCCCAGCGAGAGGAGGCCGGGGGCUGGGUACUGAGGGAGCCGCUCAGCAUGCUGAAAUAUGGAGCCGACAGAUAAGGUGGCAGCGGCACAGAGAGGCCCUCUCCCAUGGGCCCAAGGGGAAAUUUGCAGAGGAAGAUGAGAGAGAUUAAAUGGCUUUUGUACUCAUUUUCACAGACUUUUAUUUUAUUUUUUUUAUUUGGGCUGCCUUCAUCUGAGAGAUGAAAGAAGUGGUAAAUGACUUUUUUGCUUCAUUCAGCAACACACUGGCUUUGCGAGACAAUUCCUCAUUACACAUCAUAAAACACUUGUUAAUGCACUAUUGUUUUAAAAGGUGCAGAGGUAAUAGAAUUACUGUAAUCUACAACUAAUCAGAAACUUAACAUGGUUUGGGAUUUUGUUUGAAGAGAUAUACAAAAUGUUACAUACAUGUACAUUUAUUAAGAUUAUGUAAAUCCUGUUUGAUUUCCACUGAAACCCUGUCAUAGAGGGUUUGACUCAACUACAGUAUAUGGCAUUUUGGAGGUAAAUUUAUAGACUGCAUUUAUAUAGUGCUUUUAUUCAAGGCGCUUUACACUGUGCAUCUCAUUCACUCAUUCACACACACACACACACAUACACACACACACAUACAGACGGCAGCGGAGGUACCAUGCAAGGCAGUGGCUUAACCUUUGGGAGCAAUUGAAGUUCAGUGUCUUCGGACACUUCGACAUGUGGACAGGAGGAGCUGGGGAUGGAACCGCCAACCCUGUGAUUAGAGGACGACCCACUCUCCCAUCUUUUGAGCCCAGCAGGCUGAGUUUUGGGCCCUUAUCUGCAUGGACGUUAUGGUGGAGUGGCGCGCUGUUUUGCAGGAGAGUCACAGCGAGGCAGAGAGAUCUGAUUGGCUGGACAGCAGGGCGGAAGUGCGUCUGGUGUCACAGCUGUGCUGAAAACAAAACAAGACAAGCUGCGACUGCACCAUGAUGGAUGAGCUGGUGCAGGACCUGGUGUCUGCUCUGGAGCAGACCUCUGAGCAAAGUAAGCUGGGGGAGCUGUGGGAGGAAAUGGUCCUGAAUCCGCUGCAGCAGCGCCGGCAAAUCCGCCGUCGCAGGGGCCGCAAGCGCUGUCGUGAAUCCUCCCUCUAUCCGCUGGAGCACAGACGAUGCUGGAUUGACGCCUCAGAGUCCAGCUUGGACGAGACUAAAGAAUACAGGGAGAACUCCUCCUCAACCAUCACUGCCUCCAUGGCCAACUGCAGCGACUCUGAUGACGUGAUUUCAACCAGCCGAUGGCGCUCCGUCAUGAGAGGCCCGGUCAGGACUAGGCAGCCCUCCUGGCCAGAGUCUGACUCGUUCACCGAGAAUAAUCUGGGACGGCCACUCAGGAGGCGGAAGAAGGUCAAACGUAUGACCUCAGACGUCACGGUUAGGUUGCAGCAGAAGUUAAAGGUUUCUGGUGUAGACGGGAAACGGAGACACAGGCCGUCUAGGAUGCAGCAUCUGUCAGGUUCGAAGAAGAGGUCUGGCGGUUGGGUGGGAGCAGACCGACACACUGAAGGAGCCAGGCUGAUGGGAAAGGAGUGCUGGAAGAGAAAGAUGGCCAAGGAACACAGAGAUGCUGCAGAUGAGAACAUGUCUGAAGGUGAAACCAGCAGUACAUGCAGCAGUGACCCUGGCCUGUUCACCAAUGAUGAGGGAAGACAAGGCGAUGACGAGCAGAGUGACUGGUUCUUCGAGGGGGACUGUGGAGUUGGGACGAGUGUGGCCGGCCUGCUGCCCAGCUGGGACUCAGACAACCAGCUUUCCCUCGAGGACAACCGUCCCUCGCCCACCUUCCUGCAACCUGUACGGCCCUCUCUGAGAGGGUAUCGGUAUCAUUCACGUCUGAAACGAGUGCCUGGCUCUGCUACCAGCUGCUUUAGGAAGAACAGGAGGCGGCUUCCCAGCAAGGGCAACGGCGUGCCAGUGUUUGUUGAGAGACUGAGACACUUCUCCCAAGAUCCUUACCAAAGAGACUUUUGGCUGCCUUCUGUUGGAAAAAGAGACCGAAGCCAGUUGAACCCUUUGUGCCCAUUACCAGUGUGUCCUAUUGACAUGGUGUCAGAGAGCUCCCAUCUCAGAUGUUCCUCCUCAGUCUGCAGAAACAGGCAGAUUAACGUCACUCCGGAACUGUUAUGCACAGGAGACAUCAGGAGGAGGAGGGAAACAGAAGCUUUGUCUCUCACAACAUCAGCACUUCCACUGCAGUGCUGAAGCUGGUUGUGAAAAAAAACCCCACAACAACUUAUCAAGCCAGGUAUCUGUUUGGAUUAGAUGACCACUCCAUUUCUCAGCCUUAAAUUGGCCAUUUUCUACUUUUCACACCACCAUCAAUCCAACAAUCCAACUAAAUCCAACAAGUCCAUACUAGAUAUAGAACAAAGCAUUCCAGUUUUCCGUUAUAUGUUAUCAGGUGUUAGAAAUUCAGAUUGAAAGUGUCAUUUAUGAGGGAUUUAUUUGGCUUUGUCCAUAACUUGUGCAAUUUCUACAAAUAUUGAUAUUUGUAUUCUGCACUGAAUUAUAGAAAAGCACCAUGUUGCCCAAUGAUCAAGGAUGAAAAUGAAUACAUUCCACACCCUCCACGAUUUUAGGAGAGUUAUUCGUAAGGCAAAUAGUCAAUCAGUAAGUGUAAAGAUCCUGAUGGAUUUUUAUAGCCUUGGCUGGUCUCACACACAGACUAAUUAAUUAUUGCAAUUUUACUCCUCCCCUGCUGCCUGUAAUGCCCUUCAUCUUUAUCUCUUUAAAGAGAUGAUGGCAAUAAACCCAAACUUGAACUUAUUCAGUGUGUGCUACAUUUCAGGAAGAGUUAGAGUUUGAAGUAAAUAGGCAGGGUUGAAGUCAGUUUGAUUGACCUCGUCAGACUGUGAGUGCGUUAUCUCUAUAUGUUGGAAUGUGCCACAUGUGGGUGCCCAUGUGGGGGCCAGCCCCUCGAUCAGCCUCUCCUCUCCCCUCUGUCUUCAUGUGUCUCCUUGCCCGAGCAAGACGGCUGCGUGACAGAUCACCUGCGUCGGAGGCCCGCCGUGUUCCUGCGCGGCGGUCCGGCCCCCUCUCAUUAAUGCCCAGGCUGGUGCGAGGGCCGUAUGGCAGCACAAGACAAAUAACGCUACCACUCAGCCAUCACUUUUGCUGACAGAAAUGCAGCCCACCGCACUAUUUCGCCCUCUCCGGCUCCACUCGCACCCUGCACGCGUCCUUCAAACCCCCCCCCCCCCCCCCCCAUCCCUCCACCUGCACCUGCCUGUGCUGCUCCACCAAACUUUCAUGGUGGUUUUUGCUGUUGCUGGAGGCUGAGCUUAACACUGAAACCCACACAAGUUGACGUAGUGUAACUGUGAACCUGCUGCCUUUGUAACCACUCUAAUUGUUUUCUGUUUGUGGAGAAUGAUUUGUUUUUAGCAGCUCAGUCUGUCAGGUGCUUCUUGACUCGUUUGUGUGCAAACAUUCUCACCAGGAGGUCUGAUUUGAAUGUCCUGUUUUUUCAAUUGUGAAAAGAAUGGUGUGUGUGUGUGUGUGUGUGUGUGUGUGUGCGUGUGCGUGAGAGAGAGAAGGAGAGUGAGCAGAAGAGAGAAACACAAAGGCUAAUCAUUAAAGAGCUAUUCAGCCCUGUUCAUUUAAGUGUGGGAAUCAGCAGGCCCAUUACUGUCAAUGUGUAAUUAGCUGAUUAAUAAACAGGGGGAAGGGGAGUUCUCCGGAAAGGCCUGCAAUGAUUGUUUUUAGAGAGCAUCACAUGAGAGCUUAUUAAGAUGGUAAGAUGGUUCCAUUCAAUCUCCCAUUAUUACCCACAAUAAAUGCAUGUACCGUAAUUUUCCCAUUGGCAGAAAUCCUUUGCGUUGUAAUGCCUUUAUUGACCUUGAUGUAAAACCAGUUGGGUGUAGGUGUUCUGGACAAAUGAAACUAUCUUUUAUUUAAGUGGUUGAUUACUCACAUUCAUAAUGUAUAAAGUCUCUUCUAUUGUACACAUUAAUAUACAAGGAUACUAUAAUUUUAAUAAGUUGUUGAAUGUGAAUGCUUAAUGUUAUUUACCUAUAACCUACAUACAUCAGUGGUGGAAAGUAACUAAGUACAUUUACUCAAGUACUGUGCUUAAGUAGAAUUUUGAGGUACUUGUACUUUACUUGAGUAUUUCCAUUUUCUGCUACUUUAUACUUCUAUUCCACUACAUUUCAGAGGGAAAUAUUGUACUUUUUACUCCACUACAUUUAUCUGACAGCUAUGGUUACUAGUAACUUUUCAGAUAAAAGUUUUACAUAUAAAAACAUAUGCUGAUCUUAUAAAAUACACUGCUUUGCUAAAGAUUCACCCAGUGGUUCCCAAACUGUUUUGCUUGUUGCCCCUUAUUUAAAAUCAGUGUCUGGUUGGGGGCCCUUAUCAUGUUUCAGAUGUCUAUGAAUUGUUAGCAGUUCCACCAGAGACAGAAUUAAUCAAUAUUUCACUAAAAAGCAAAGAUUAGAGAAGAGAGAAUCUGCAAAAAGAUUUAUGUAGCAGAACUUUCAUUUUUCUUUUUUCGUGCCCCAGUAAUCAUCUCACAACCCCUCAGAUUUGUCUUUGGCGGGGGCCCGACUCCUACUGUAGAUUGGGAACCAGUGGACUAAACUUGCUAACAGUAUAUAAAGUAGUUCAAACUAGCUCCAUCUCGACCUGCUAGAACAGUCAAAUGCUACUUAAGAUACUUAUUGAUGCAUCAGUAUUAACAAUCUAAUAAUACAAUAUAUAAUAAAUAUAUCAGUCAAGGGGGCCAUUUUUCUGCAGAAUCAGUACUUUUACUUUUUACAUUACAUUAAAUACUUUUGCUACAAUAUGUCUAUACUUUUACCGAAUGAAGGACUUUAACUUGUAGCAUGGAAUAUUUUUAAAUUGUUGUAUUGGUACGUUUACAUAAGUAAAGGAGUACUUCUUCCACCAUACAAUAAGCUAAACACAAGAAACUUGAAUACUGGUACAGUGAUUAGCUGGUAUAAUGUCAUUUUUCUUAAAGUUCAAUUUGUGCUGUAAUAUUUAAAAUAUUUAGUUAAUUUAAAUAUCUGUUCUCUCGAUCAUAAUGUAAAAAUAUAUAUAAAAAGCAUAUCCUGAUUGUGACCUUGACGUAGGAUAGAGGCUAGUAUUUGGUAUGCCCUGUGCAUGUUAACACACUCGCAAACUAAAUGUUCCCAGCCAUUUCUGUGUAUCUGUCAAAUAUGAAAACCUCUGAAUUUUGAUCCAGGCCUUUGACUAUGUUUAACCCGAGUGUUUGGGUUGAACCUCAGCAACGGUUAGUCAUCGUUCCCUCAAGAAAUAUUAAUCAAUUAUCUUGCCCGCCAGAUCAGUUUGGGGAAGAAGUCAUCUGGAAAGAGGCACAAGCAGAUAUAAUGGGAACGAGCAAAAGCACAUGCCAUUGAAUGCUGUAAUGCCUAAUCCUUUGAGACAGCCCAGAGCCACAAUGUCACUUCUAGUUCCCUUGUCCUCUGCUCUGGGACUGCCUUGCAAAUGUCUUGUGUGACCGCCGCUAACUUUUUUUGGGGAGAUCAGGAAAGAUUUAUUUACCAAGCAUGUUAGGGAGUGCAAUUGUUUUAGAGUUGCUCUGUCUUCUGCAAAAAUGGUCCCCGGUUCU